AUGCACUUCGCUACCCUCGCCACUCUGACUGCCGCCCUCAUCGGCACCUCUGCUGCCGACACCUGGGGAGGUUCCGUGUCUCUCGGCCCUUCCAAGUCCACCAUCGUCAAGGCCGUCACCACCCUCAUCCCCGGCGCCGCGCCCCCCACGCAGAACGGCAUGCUCUUCCUGUGGCCCGGCAUGUCCAACGGCACCGGCGACCUCGUCCAGACCACUCUCGAGGCUUGGCCCGACAACUCCUGGUGCGGUGCCAAGAAGGGCGAGUGGUGUGUCCGCGCCUCCCUCUUUGGCUCCUUCGGCCAGCUCGACGGCCCUUCCAGCCCUGUCCGCGGCGACCAGAAGGUCAAGAUCGUCUACACUCUCCUCAGCGACAAGGACACCUGGCGUCAGGAGGUGACCGACGCCGACACGGGAAAGCAGCUCAGCGUCUUCGAGCACAAGUCCGGCCCCUACAUGCGCGGUUAUGGCACCGGCACCGAGUGCAACAACAACUGCAGCCCCACCGUUUCUGAGCAGCGCUAUCUCAACACCGAGAUCACCCUGGCCGGCGCCGACCCCAACUUUGGCAAGACUAUCUCUACUGCUCAGAAGGCUACUUACAAGGGUCUGACUAGCACCGACGGCGGAAAGGUCUGGAAGAUUAGCGAGAUCCGCGUCCCUGCCAUGGUUUAA
Molecule: messenger RNA, 672 nt
Organism: Fusarium keratoplasticum
Lineage: Eukaryota; Fungi; Ascomycota; Sordariomycetes; Hypocreales; Nectriaceae
Exons: 1
Coding region: 1-672 (223 amino acids)
Source: RefSeq, a predicted model, not a curated record